AUUCAUCCAGCUGAAGCUUUUGCGAUAGCUAUCCAGCAUUGAGAUUCGGAUACUACCACAUACGAUGAUCGCAUCGGGGAUUAGAGGGCUUGCCAGGCCAUGCUUGUCGACUACGAGAUGUUUGCGCCAGCUCCCCGUACGAAGUGCACCAAGAGCAACCAUACAAGAUGUACUCCGGCAAAGGCGAUUCCAAAGUAGCCAGGGCUCAGCCUAUGGAGCCGCGAAAAAGCUAUUCAAGGCCAAUCCGUACUCUGUCAGCCUCGCUACCGUGUUUAUUCUAUGCGGCGCUGGCGGCCUCAUGUACGCGAACUAUUUCUAUAACUCAUACAUAAUUGGAGCCUUCCACAACUUCCCGGAACCGGUAGCUAAAGAGCUACGGAAGGCGCUAUAUUUUACAAACCAAGACCUCAAACCACACCAAGCGAUUAAAUUCUACAAAAAGACACUUCGGGUCGCGGAAGAUAUUGGCAUGGACCCCUUCUCCGACGAGAUCCUCGGUGUGAAAUUCCAGCUAGCAGCAUUCAUGGAGAAGAUCCAGAAAUAUCUAAAGGCAAUCCAGGUUCUCGAGAUCGUCCGGAACGAUUGUUUGCAGUGGAUAGAGGAAUUUGGAGACAAACCCGAGAAUGCUGGCAAAAGGACGAGGGUUUUGGGAAAGACAAUUGGGAUUAGUGUGAAGCUGGGCGAGCUUUAUUCUGGGGAGUAUGUCAAAGAGCCAGAAUUGGCCGAGGAGAAGUUGGUUUGGGCUGUUGAAGCGACAUUAAAGGAGCUACAGAGGAGACAAAAAGAAGGUAUCAAGCCAGACGAAGGCGAGUGGCUUAACGCUGAACAAAUAGGGGGAUCAUUGGAAGCUCUUGGGAAUUACUAUGAGAGCAGAGACCAUCAUUAUCUCUCCUCGCCACUUUUCUUACAGGCAAUCAACAUGUCUCCGCCAAAGUCGUGCCAUACGGCUAUCUUAAUGAACAACCUUUCUAUAUCCGUUGCUCAGCAAGACCCCCCAACAACUCCAGGUCAAGCCCCUGUGUCCCGGCCAACCCUGGUAGCAAAUGCCCGAGCCUGGGCCGUCAAGGCUAUCGAUAUAGCCACAAAUAUUGCUCCGCCAGAAAGGACAGAGGAGUGUGAUCUAGCCUGUGCCGUUGCAACCCACAAUCUUGCCGAGUUCGCCGAAAUGGACGGGGAUAUUGCAGCUGCAAGGCUCAAGUAUGAAGAGGCGAGAUCCUUGUCAAAGGUGAUAGGGUUCAAGGAAGGUGUUUCCAAUGCGGAGACCGCGCUCAGGAGGUUAUCCGAGAAAUAGGCAACUUAGUCACUUGUAUUCAAGGACUAUGGCCUGGCCUAGCUGUGAUACGUGGCCUAAUUCAUGGAACAUCUUAGCCAGGUCUAUUGGAAGCGACUUAUAACGAAUCUAGCUAAGUGCAUGGAGUUAGUUUGCACGGGCGCUAGGGAAGCGGUGCGGUUGAGCAGGACCACGAGCUAGUUGUUGCCAGCGAAGCGUGCACGCACGGCAUUGUUUGGCCAAGGCUGGAAUGAGGUGUGACGCAGGGAGCUGCUGUGAUAAUAUUACCUUGGAACCUCUACCCUCCUUUAUGUAGGUCUGAUAUAACAUAGGAUGUAAAAAUAACCUAGUCACAAGUGAGUCGCCUACACAAGCUCACCACUGAUGUUUUCUUAGCAUCGUACGAAAUUAUAUAGAACAAGCCCUAUUAGGGCUUAGCUACCUAAUCUACUC
This is a messenger RNA of Pseudogymnoascus destructans, 1723 nucleotides long. RefSeq lists its product as uncharacterized. The transcript has 4 exons. The coding region runs from base 65 to 1291 and encodes 408 amino acids. Gene Ontology annotation, biological process: protein quality control for misfolded or incompletely synthesized proteins. The record is from RefSeq and is a predicted model, not a curated record. Gene Ontology annotation, cellular component: i-AAA complex. Gene Ontology annotation, molecular function: misfolded protein binding. Lineage: Eukaryota; Fungi; Ascomycota; Leotiomycetes; Thelebolales; Thelebolaceae.